Molecule: messenger RNA, 530 nt
Organism: Drosophila busckii
Lineage: Eukaryota; Metazoa; Arthropoda; Insecta; Diptera; Drosophilidae
Exons: 2
Coding region: 108-422 (104 amino acids)
Source: RefSeq, a predicted model, not a curated record
UAAAAUAUACGUGGGAAUCCAAAACACAAAUUUAUUCUAAUUCUAAAUUAUAAUAGUUGUGCACACACACACACACACACAACAAAUCAAGAGUUAAGACAACGACAAUGCUGCUUAAGGAUCAGCCCUCCAUCAAGGAGGUGGCCAAAGUGUUUAUUGUGGGCUUGGCUCUGCGCUCCUAUGUGGCCGAUACGGAUGGCCAACAGCGUCGCACUUGUUUUGGCCAUGAGCUGUCGCGUCGCAUUUGCUCGGUAGCCAAUCGCAAUCGGCCCAUUUAUCGCCGCCGCUUGCAGAAGCUGCUGCCGGCGGAGCGCAUCAAGGACUAUGAUCUAAGGAACAAGCAGCGCGUGGUGGAGCAACAGCGCGAGCUGCGUCUGCAGGCUCAAGAGUUUGCCAAUAAAAAUUAUGCACACCUCAAGUAAUAGACACUAAUUAUGAAUGAAAUGGCUUUAAAAUAUGACACAGACACACAUACACAUACGCAAUUGUAUAUGUUCGUAUAUAUGUAUAUGUAUAAAUGCUGCUAACUG